UCUGCUACGAUUCUAUAGUUCUGCGAGAAGUCGCCAAAGCAGUGAGAGCACGCACAUUUUUCUGCCAGGUGCGAAGCUGGCACAGAAACAAAUUUUUUUUCGCCAGAUGGUCUUUAGAAGCCGCUGUGGUCCCUAAGAGCACAAUUUCCAGCCAAGCUCGCUCCGCUUCCGGACAGGUCAAAGAUAGCAAAGAUGAUGAUAGAAUCGAACCCAUCUACCGAGGAAAUAGGUACCGAUACCAGCAGGAGGACUCCAUCGUCAACUCAUAUCAGCGCCCCGGCUAAAAUCUUGGGUCUAGCCUUGGUGGCCUCACUCUUCACCCUCCAAUUUUUGCAAAGAGAUUUUGGGGUUUCUCGCAUUGCCACCACAGAUGAAACGCUGCCUGCAUUGCACCACAACGAGUUUCACUUGGCAUCCUAUCAAAGCUAUGGAUUCUUUGAUGACAUUUCAUCCAAAGAUUGGAAGCUAUACAAACAACGGUUCCAAACUCACCAUGACCACCCGGAUGAGAAACGGCCAAAUCCCAGGCCAAACAUCAUGCCAGCAGUCUACUAUAUGAAUAACUAUGAUCCUCUCUUUACUUGUCCCCAUCCACGAAGGGUGGGUGGACAAGGUGAUGGCCCAAAGUGGACCUGUGAUCCCCAUCGACUGGAACGUGUGGCAAGAGAACGAAAAGAAAAAGCUCAAGGAGGGCUACGGUCAAACAGUAAGGAACAAACAAAUUGCCUGAUCUAUUCUGUUGGAUCUGCAGGAAAGUACGAAUGGGAGGAAGCCUUGGCCAAGUCCUUUAUGAAAGAAGGACAAACGACUCAACAAAGUACUUGUGAAAUCCAUGUGUUUGAUUUCAGUAAAAACUACACGAAAGAAGGCCAUGCCAGUGAGCUCAACAUUCAUUUUCAUCAGUGGGGUCUGAAAAGCAGCUAUGAUGACAGCUUGCUUGAUGCCUGGAGGGUCAAACAACGGGAUCGACUCUUUACACUUCCAGAAAUCAUGGAGAAGCUGGGUCACACUGGCUACACUAUUGACAUUCUCAAGAUCGAUUGUGAAUUCUGUGAAUGGUUCACCUAUGAGGAUUGGUUGAAACCCGAGUUGGACAUUCGACAGUUGCUCCUGGAAGUGCACAAUCUUCCAACAUCGCUACCAGACCCUCAGAAGAACAAAGGCGGACGGUACUUUCCGGUCUCCAUGUCUCUCUCUCCCAAUAAAUUCUUUGAUGGCCUUGAAAAGGCAGGCUUUGCAAUGUUCAGCAAGGAGCCCAACAUUCAUCCAUUGGCACAGGGAAACGGGGUUGAGUUUGCCUACAUUAAGCUACACCCAGAUUUCUUUAAAGCUGAGGAAGUUGUCGAGUGAAGUCGCUGCAAUGGAUAGCCUGUGGAUGUUGCCACUGGAAGCCUCCAUAGACUGCUGAAAGCCAUAGACUCUACUCUAGUACCUGUUACAAUACUUACUCAAGUGCAAUAGAUUCAAGCUUGUGUUCUGGAUGGGGCCAGCAAGUCUUUGUGGAUUGUCAAUGGCCCACUGGACAUGCAACUGGAAUGUUCACCCUACUAGCUAGAACCGUGGCUCUAGCAAGAAGCAUGGCUGCGAAAGCAGUUCGAGCUGGACUGAACCCACCCUGGCUCUAGCAAGAAGAAUGCUGAACAGCUUGAGUCGAGCUGGACUGAGCUUCGUACUUCUGUAGAGAAGCUGCAAGGGAGAAAGCUGGAUCACAAGCCACAAGUACGUAAUUCGCUACAUGUAAGUGAUAGGUUGGUGGUUGGCCAACUCCCGCGGUUUGAGUAUCCGAAGAUUUGUUGGUAUAUUCGGCACGUGCCUAUCGGAAAACGAUGUGGGUUCUUCUUCAACCACACUUGGGUUUAUUUAUUGCAGUGGAAUGAGAUGGGCAGAAAGAGGCGAAGAACAUCUGCCAUCGGACAUUUUGGCUGCUACAAAUAAUGUGACCACGGACCACGAGCUGACGACGACACUCGAAAAAUCUAGCCAGCUGGCUCG
This is a messenger RNA of Seminavis robusta, 1992 nucleotides long. The record is from the annotation of a GenBank genome assembly. Lineage: Eukaryota; Bacillariophyta; Bacillariophyceae; Naviculales; Naviculaceae.